GCCUUGCUAUUCACACCUUGGCCGUCUCACAACACCAGCGAGGCCCCAGAUCAGACCUGUCUGAGACCGUGUCUAUGUCGCACGUCGCUAAGAUUGUAUAGGUGCCAGAGUAAUGCGACAUGUGUCUCUCAUGAUCUCCCAUGAAUUUGUACCUUUUGCCAUUAUGACCAUGGCCCGCGUAUACACGGCAAACAAUCCUCUGUAAUCACUCACCGAGAUGGCUGAGACUGGGGCUACUUUGCCCUUGAAGCCUGCACAUCUUCGCCUACAGUCUUGUAUUUAUCGUCUGGUACUCCGCUACACUCCUAUAGUGUUUGGGUUUGCAUCUCACAUGCCUCUCGCUCGUUCUUUGCUUUCCUUUGACCUUUGAGCUUUACCAUCAAAGCAAUCUAAUAUUCGGCCAGCCGACCUUCGCUUUCAUUCAUUUGCAGCUGGUCUGAUAUAUUAAUUUAACUGUUUCUUCUAUUCGUUGCCGUCUCGAAAAUUCUUAGCCAUAAUGAAGUCUAUACUCCCAAGCGGCGCCGUUGCGCUUCUCAUUGCUCUUCCAUUGACUCUUGCUGCACCUACUGAUGACUAUGCAUCUCCACCUGGUACGCGUCUUGAAUAUUACCACCCUCCACCACCGCCGCCUCCCCCUGUCUAUUACUAUGUCACCGAGGUAGUGCAUGAUACCGUCACUGAGCAAUCUCCUCCAGAGACGAUACACGAGACCGUCAUUCAGACCGAGAUCCAACAUGUAGUUGAGACAAAAGUCCAGCAUAUGGUUGAGACACAAGUGCAACACAUGGUCGAGACACAAAUGGUCCCAGAGACCAUCGUCCAAACCGAACUGCAACAUGUCGUCGAAACUCAGAUCCAACACAUCGUCGAGACGCAGCUAGUGCCGGAAACCAUCGUACAGACUGAAGUAAUGCACGUAGUCGAGACUCAAGUCCAACACGUGGUGGAAACCCAGGUCGUCCCGCAAACCAUCGUCCAGACCGAAGUCAUGCACCAGACAGUUGUGGAAACCGCGCCCCCUCAGAUUAUCCAUAAAACUGAGAUCAUCCCUGAAACUAUCCUGGAGACUAAAAUCCACGUGCAAACGGAGAAGGUUCCUGAAUUCAUCGAGAAGACGAUUGUUCAGACUGAGCUGCAAGUGCAGACACAGGUGCAAACCGAGUUGCAAGUCCAGACCGAGGUCCAGACCGAAGUUCAGAAGCAAACUGAGGUCAAGACUGAAAUUCAAAAACAGACAGAGAUUCAGCUCUCCGUUGAAACCGAUGUCAAGACAGAAGUACACGUCCAGACCGAGCUCCAAGUCUCAACUGAGCUGCAGGUAGAAGUUCAAAUUCAGACCGAUGUCAAAACUCAGCAAGAGACCAUCGUGGCCACCGAGGUUCAACAGCAGACCGUGACCGCCGUCGAAACAGAGCUUCAGCAGGAGACUAUCCAUGUUGUACAGACCGAAGUGCAGCAGCAAACAGUUGAGGUUACGGAUGUUGAACAGCAGACAGUCCAUGUCAUUCAGACUGAGAUCUCAAUUCAACAGCAGACGGUCACCGAUAUCCAGCAGCAAACCAUUACCGUCGAGGACCAAGCGACUGAAGUGAUUGUACAAACUGAACUACAGCAGCAUACCAUUACGGUCGAAGAUCAAGCGACCGAGACCAUCCAGGUCGUGCAAACUGAAGUCCAGCAACAUACAAUCACCGUUGAGGACCAAGCGACAGAGAUAGUGCAUGUAGUACAGACUGAGGUUCAACAGCAGACUAUCAAAGUUACAGAUGUGCAGCAACAUACUCUCGUUCAGACCGAGGUUCAACAGCAAAUUGUGACUGAUCUUCAACAACAGACUGUCACGGUCGAGGACCAAGCCACGGAAAUUGUCAAAGUUAUCCAGACGGAGGUUCAGCAACAUACCGUUACAGUGGAAGACCAGGCCACUGAGACCAUUGAAGUUGUUCAGACUGAGCAACUUGUCUCCACACAACUGAUGGAGCACACUGUCCAACAAACCAUUGUGAUGGAACACACUGUCUUGGUAACCUCCGUUGAGGAACUGCAAGUGACUGUCACGCAAGAGGGCUCCCCUUACGUCUCAACCCAGUCAAUCACUCACGUCGUGACUGUCACUGAGGCCGGCGCACCCGAAGCCACGGCAAAUCUUCAGUCCGGUCCCCCAUUAUCCUUCGAACUCGCUCCUUCCUCCGCCGCAAUCGUGAACGCCGAAUCCACCGUCGCAUACGCUCCAGUCCCUGUCCCAACCCAAGCAAUGCACAACUCUUGUGACUGCAAGUGCAUGUGUCCACCCGGCCAAUUCGCAUACCCAGCGCCCGUACCCCCUGUCAUCGCGAGCCACUAUUCGCAAAUGCUGCCCCCGCCACCAGCUUCGACGCUGCUCACUGUGCAUAGUCCGCCUUCGUCGGCACCGUAUAUGUUUGUAAAUUCUUCUAUGCCGGUGGUGUCUGUCGGGUCUUCUCUUGUGCCACCGAUGGUUCACGAGACCAUGAUGAAGUCCAGUAUACCUAUGAUGAUGCAUACGCUGUCUACCCCAGCGGACUCGGCUGUCUAUACACCUUCAGCAGUCGUCGAGUCCUCUGUCAAGAGCCCAUCCAUGGCACUGGAAACACCCUCUUCAAUCAUGGUGGAGUCUGCCAAAGAGACUCCCUCAGCAGUCAAGGAGCCCGCCAUGGAAUCCAAGCCCUCGGUCAUGUCGCCUGCGACAAGCGAGAAAGCCCCCUCGCCAACGGGCGCUCCUCCUGCUGACGCUGGCGAGCAGAAUGCGCCUUAUAUGAUCAACGGACAUUCCAUCAACUUCGAAACCAUAGGGUUGCAGAGCGCCGUGACGGUGAAGCUGGGAGGUCGGGACGCGGAGCCAACUGGGAUUCUGGUUGGGAAAACUGGGGUGGUAUGA
This is a messenger RNA of Pseudovirgaria hyperparasitica, 2896 nucleotides long. RefSeq lists its product as uncharacterized. Lineage: Eukaryota; Fungi; Ascomycota; Dothideomycetes; Acrospermales; Acrospermaceae. Bases 497 to 2896 code for a protein of 799 amino acids. The record is from RefSeq and is a predicted model, not a curated record. The transcript is spliced from 5 exons.